Molecule: messenger RNA, 4374 nt
Organism: Naegleria gruberi
Lineage: Eukaryota; Heterolobosea; Eutetramitea; Acrasida; Naegleriidae
Product: DNA topoisomerase II
Exons: 2
Coding region: 1-4374 (1457 amino acids)
Biological process (GO): sister chromatid segregation; resolution of meiotic recombination intermediates; DNA topological change
Cellular component (GO): nucleus
Molecular function (GO): DNA binding; DNA topoisomerase type II (double strand cut, ATP-hydrolyzing) activity; ATP binding
Source: RefSeq, a predicted model, not a curated record
AUGCCACCAAAGAAGAAAGCACCAGCUGCUGCACCAAAAAGAAAGAGAAAAGAAGAAUCGGAUGAUGAAGCUUCUGCUGCCGAAGAAUCAGACGAUGAGGUUGAAUUCAUUGAUCAUGAUGAAUCUAACAACAACAAGAACAAGACUGUCGAAGAAAUUUAUCAAAAGAAAAGUCUUCGUGAACAAAUCCUUUUGAGACCUGAUACCUAUGUUGGGUCAGUCAAUAUGCAAGAAGGUGAGGAUAUGUGGAUUUGGGAUGAUGAAGACAAAAGAAUGAAGAUGAAAACUAUCAAAUUUGUUCCAGCCUUGUAUAAAAUCUUUGAUGAAAUUCUAGUCAAUGCUGCCGAUCACUCUGUUAGAGAUGAAACUUGCAACAAGAUUAAAGUUACAAUCAAUCCCGAACAAAACGAAAUAUCAGUCUACAAUAAUGGUGCAGGCAUUCCUGUCAAGAUCCAUGCCGAACACAAAAUUUAUGUGCCAACAAUGAUUUUUGGUCACUUGUUAACUAGUAGUAAUUUUGAUGAUACACAAAAAAGAGUUACAGGUGGUAGAAAUGGUUAUGGUGCAAAACUUACAAACAUAUUUUCCGAAAAGUUUAUUGUUGAAACAGUAGACUCUGAGGAAAAGAAAAAGUUUAGACAAACUUGGACUCAAAAUAUGGAAAAAGAGGAAGAACCUAAAAUUACAACAUGUUCAAAAGCUGAAAGUUAUACAGAAAUUACUUUUUAUCCUGAUCUUUCUAAAUUUGGAAUGGAUAAACUAGAUGAUGAUAUUGUUUCCCUAUUAAAAAAGAGAGUUUAUGAUUUGGCAGGUACUCUUAAAACUGGUAUUGGUAUUUAUUUGAAUGGAAAAAAGAUUACAGGAAUGAAAACAUUUAAAGAUUAUGUCAAACUUUACACAAUAGAUAAGGAAAUUCAUUACUUUGAAGAUGGUAAGAGAUGGAAAGUUGGUAUAACAUUGAGUGAAGGUUCCAUGCAACAAGUCAGUUUUGUCAAUAGUAUUUGCACAACCAAAGGCGGUAAACAUGUUGAUCAUAUCGUAAAUCAAGUUUCAGAUAAUAUCAAAAAGGCACUGGUUAAAAAAAAUAACACUAUCAAACCUGCCUACAUUAAGAAUCAAUUAUGGGUAUUUGUCAGUUCUCUAAUUAUUAACCCAUCUUUUGAUUCUCAAUCUAAGGAAACUCUUACCACAUCUAUGAAAGAUUUUGGUUCUAAAUGUAAAUUAGAUGAAGCAUUCUUAAAGAAGGUCACUAAAAUGGCUUCAGAAGCAGUAUUGAAGUAUGCUGAUUUCAAGUCAGAAAAAGCCCUCAAUAAGAAAUCAGGAACUAAAAAAUCAAGAUUGACUGGUAUUUCUAAAUUGGAUGAUGCUAACGAUGCUGGUAGUAAAAAUUCUGAAAAGUGUACCUUGAUUUUAACAGAAGGAGACUCUGCUAAAGCUCUUGCUGUUGGUGGUUUGAGUGUAGUUGGUAGAGAUUACUACGGAGUAUUCCCACUAAAGGGAAAACCUCUCAAUGUAAGAGAUUGUAAACUGGAUAAGGUUGUAAAGAAUGAAGAAAUUAGUACUCUUGCUAAAAUUUUAGGGUUGAAAUUUGAUAAGACAUACACAAAGGAGGAUAUCAAAUCCCUCAGAUAUGGUAGUAUUAUGAUCAUGGCUGAUCAAGAUCACGACGGUUCACACAUCAAAGGUUUACUCAUUAAUUUUAUUCACAAAUUCUGGCCAAGCUUACUCAAAAUACCUGGAUUUUUGAAAGAAUUCAUAACACCAAUCGUAAAAGCAACUAACAAUCGUACCAAGAAAGCUGUAACCUUUUUCAGUAUUCCUGAAUAUGAAACAUGGAAAGAAGGACUUUCAGAUACAAAAGGUUGGACUAUUAAAUACUACAAGGGUUUGGGUACUUCAACAGCACCAGAAGCAAAGGAAUACUUUUCAAAUAUGUCUCUCCACCAAAAGAGAUUCAAGUAUGAUACUGAUUGUGAUAAAAAGAUCACCUCUGUAUUUUCCAAGGCUGCCACAGAUGAAAGAAAGGAAUGGCUAAAUAAUCAUCAAGAAGGUACCUACAUUGAUCACUCCAAGAAGGAAAUUUCAUAUACAGACUUUAUUGAUAAGGAAUUGAUUCUCUUCUCUAAGGCUGACUGUAAGAGAUCUAUUCCUAGUAUUGUUGAUGGUUUAAAACCUGGUCAAAGAAAAAUCUUAUUCAGUUGUUUCAAGAGAAACCUCAAAAAGGAAAUCAAGGUUGCUCAGCUUGCCGGUUACGUUUCAGAACAAUCAGCCUACCAUCAUGGUGAAGACAGCUUGAAUGGUACAGUUGUAAAUAUGGCUCAAAAUUUUGUUGGUAGCAACAAUAUCAACUUGCUUUAUCCAGGUGGUAUGUUUGGUACUCGUCUUCAAGGAGGAAAGGAUUCUGCCAGUCCCAGAUAUAUCUUUACAAAAUUAUCAGAAAUUACCAGAUACAUUUUCCCUAAGGCUGAUGAUCCAGUACUUGAAUAUUUGGAUGAUGACGGUCAAUCAAUAGAACCAAGAUUUUACGUUCCAAUUCUCCCAAUGGUGUUAGUAAAUGGAUCCGAAGGUAUUGGUACUGCCUGGUCUACAAACAUUGAAACCUAUAAUCCAGUUGAUAUUGUCGAAGGACUCAAGGCACUGAUUAAGGGAGAAGAAGCUAAGGAGUUCCAUCCAUGGUAUAAAGGCUUUGAUGGUAUUAUUGAAAGAUUAGCUCCAACCAAAUGGCAAACCAAGGGUGUCAUUGAGAAAAUCGAUGAUAAUACACUUGAUAUCAGUGAGUUACCAAUUAGGAUAUGGACAGAAUCAUUCAAAGAACGUCUGGAAAAAAUGAUGGAAGCUCAACAAGUAGACGAUUUCAGAGAAAAUCACACUGAUGUAACUGUCUCUUUCACAGUUAAAAUGACUGAUAAGCAAAUGAAAGAUGCUGAAGACGCUGGGCUAUAUGACUACUUUAAAUUGUUUAAGAAAUUCUCUACUAGUAAUAUGGUUUUAUUUUCUGAAGAGGGUGGUAUCAAAGAAUAUGAAACUGUUUUGGACAUUUUGAAGGAGUUUUAUCCAAUUAGAUUGAAAUUCUAUGGCAAAAGAAAAGAAUACAUGCUAGAAAAGAUGAAGAAGGAAUUAGAAAUCCUUUCCAACAAGGUCAGAUUUAUAAUGGAAGUUAUUAACGAAACCAUCCAAGUGAAAAAGAGAAAGAAGGCAGACCUGUUAAAAGAACUCAAAACAAAGAAGUAUUCUUCAUUCCCAAAGGAAAAGAAGAUUGCAGCAGCAGGAGAUAUCCAAAACGAGGAAGAAGAGGAAGAAGAGGAUGAAGAAAAGGAUGUUGCAGAUCUUACUGACGGAUACAAUUAUCUUUUGUCCAUGCCUUUGUGGUCAUUAACUGUUGAGAAAGUAAAGAAAUUAGAAAAAGAAAAAGAGGAAAAGGUAAAGGAAGUUGAACAGUUGGAAAAUACUAAACCUGAAACAAUGUGGCUUUCUGAGUUGGACGAAUUUUUGGAAAAGUUAGAUUCAUAUGAGCAAAAGGAACAAAAGGAGUUUGACUUUUACCUUAAGAAAAUUGAAAAGGAAAGAGGAAAACAUGGUAAAAUUCCAAGACCUAAGGGUUAUCGUGCCACUUCCAAACUAAGACCUGACAUUGUCGUAAAUGAGUCAACAGCCAAGGUCAAGACCACCAGAAAGAGGGCUACAUCUGUAAAGAAAGAAGAACAAGCUGACGAUGAUGAAAAGCCAAAACGUGGUAGAAAACCAGCUGUAAAGAAAGAAGAGGAUGAAGACGAUGCAGAAGAAAAGGAAGAAAAGCCAAAACGUGGCAGAAAACCAGCUGCCAAAAAGGUAGUAAAGGAAGAAUCUGACGAAGAGGAAGAUGAAGAAAAGGAAGAGAAGCCAAAACGAGGAAGAAAGCCUGCAGCUAAAAAGAAAGAUGACAAAGACGAUGAAAAACCAAAACGUGGCAGAAAACCAGCUACCAAAAAACAAAGAGUCAAGAGGAAAACUUCUGCUGCAACAACUCCUGCCCAACCAGCUGCCAGUAGCAGUCAGAGUGACGAAAAACAAGAGGAUGAGGAACUUAUCACUGCCCCUAUAAAGACCAGGGAAACAAAACCACCAACCAAAAAGAGGAAAACCAGUAUUACAGACUUUUUUGAAUUGAAGAAGAAAGCUGAAGAAGUUGUUGUUUCUGAUGCUGAAGAAGAUAAAGAAGAGCCUAAAGCCAGAGGUAGACCUGUUAGGACAACCAGAGCCAAUAAGAAGGUGGAAUCUGAGGAUGAAGAAGAAGAGGAGGAGGAAAUAAUUGAACUUUCUGAUAGUGAAGCCAGUGAACCAGAGGAUGGCGAAGAUGAUGGUGACGAAUUUAUUCCAUCUGAUGAAGAGGAUUAA